Rotaria sordida is the source of this 252-nucleotide messenger RNA. Lineage: Eukaryota; Metazoa; Rotifera; Eurotatoria; Philodinida; Philodinidae. The record is from the annotation of a GenBank genome assembly.
GAUUCUGGUUUCAAUGCAUCAUUUUAUAAAUUUCUUUGGACGGCACUAACAAUUUUAGUUGAUGAUCGUGCAACAUGUACAUAUGCACAUGCUAGUUUUGAUGAAAUUUUAAAUUUUUACAAUGCACCAGGUGAACAACGACAAGUUUUUGUCUAUCAUUAUGGUCUUGAAAAUGAAAAACCAACAUUUCCUAUUGAUUCUAUAUCAGCUAUAUCACCUGGUCAAGGUAUACAAUUAAUACUACCUCAGUAA